This is a messenger RNA of Pangasianodon hypophthalmus (striped catfish), 2857 nucleotides long. RefSeq names its product ATP-binding cassette, sub-family D (ALD), member 3a (gene abcd3a). Gene Ontology annotation, biological process: peroxisome organization; long-chain fatty acid import into peroxisome; very long-chain fatty acid catabolic process. The coding region runs from base 66 to 2045 and encodes 659 amino acids. NCBI's taxonomy places the organism in Eukaryota, Metazoa, Chordata, Actinopteri, Siluriformes, Pangasiidae. Gene Ontology annotation, molecular function: ATP binding; long-chain fatty acid transmembrane transporter activity; ATP hydrolysis activity. Gene Ontology annotation, cellular component: peroxisomal membrane; peroxisome. The record is from RefSeq and is a predicted model, not a curated record. The transcript is spliced from 23 exons.
CUCCUCUGUCGGUUUCCCGGCAUGCACCUGCUGCUUCUGCCAGCCGUCUCGCCGCAGCAGGAAACAUGGCGGUCAUCAGUAAAUACUUGACAGCAAAGAAUUCCUCGAUUGCUGGCGGGGUCCUGCUUGUUCUGUAUCUACUUAAGCAAAGACGAAGGUCCUCCAGACUGAACAGCAAGAAGGGUUCAUCAGAUCUGAUCUUGAACAAUGAAAAAGAUCCUAAAAAGGAUCGGGCCGCAGUGGACAGGGUGUUUUUUGCCCGAAUCAAACAAAUACUCAGGAUCAUGGUACCGAGACUCUUCUGUAAAGAGACCUGGUACCUGAUCCUGAUUGCAGUGAUGCUGGUGGCUCGGACCUACUGUGACGUCUGGAUGAUUCAGAAUGGCACAAUGAUUGAAAGUGGUAUCAUUAGCAGAGAUAUCACACUGUUCAAAAGGCACUUUUAUUCCUACAUUACAGUCAUACCAGGGAUCGCCCUGGUGAACAACUUUCUGAAGUUAGGACUGAAUGAGCUGAAGCUCUGUUUCCGUGAAAGACUUACUAAACAUCUGUAUGAGGAGUAUCUGAAAGGAUACACCUACUACAAGAUGGGAAACCUGGAUAACCGAAUUGCCAAUGCUGAUCAGCUGCUGACUCAGGAUGUGGAAAAGUUCUGCAACAGCGUAGUUGACCUGUACUCCAAUCUCAGCAAACCUCUUCUUGAUAUUGGCCUGUACAUCUUUAAGCUGACAACUGCUAUCGGAGCUCAGGGCCCUGCUACUAUGAUGGCCUACCUGCUGAUCUCAGGCCUCUUCCUGACCAGAUUGAGGAGACCCAUCGGGAAGAUGACUGUCAUUGAGCAGAAAUACGAGGGCGAGUACCGAUACGUCAACUCCCGGCUCAUCACCAACAGUGAGGAGAUUGCGUUUUACAAUGGAAAUCUCAGAGAGAAACAGACUAUUCACUCUACCUUCAAGAAGCUGGUUGACCACUUGCACAAUUUCAUAUUUUUCCGCUUCUCCAUGGGCAUGGUAGACAGCAUCAUUGCUAAGUACCUGGCCACGGUAGUCGGUUAUCUGGUUGUGAGCCGACCAUUCCUAAGCCUGGCGCAUCCACGGCACCUUCACAGCACACAUGCGGAACUGCUGGAGGAUUACUAUCAGAGUGGCCGCAUGCUGCUGCGCAUGUCACAAGCUUUGGGAAGGAUUGUGCUUGCCGGUCGAGAAAUGACCAGACUCGCAGGGUUCACCACCCGUAUCACAGAGCUGAUGAAGGUCUUGAAAGAGCUGAACAUGGGGAAGUAUGAGCGCACCAUGGUGUCUCAGUCAGAGAAAGAAGCAGAUGCCUUAGAAAGACUGACCCUGGUGCCUGGCAGUGGACGAAUAAUAUUUUUGGACAACGUUAUCAAGUUUGAAAAUACACCCUUGGCAACACCCAAUGGAGAUAUUUUGAUAAAGGACCUCAGUUUUGAGGUGAAAUCUGGCACGAACGUUUUGGUGUGUGGGCCCAAUGGCUGUGGAAAGAGCUCACUCUUCAGAGUGCUUGGAGAACUGUGGCCUCUGUUUGGUGGGAGCUUGACCAAACCUGAGAGAGGGAAGCUCUUCUAUGUCCCUCAGAGGCCUUACAUGACCCUUGGAUCACUGAGGGAUCAGGUGAUCUACCCUGACACCUUUGAAGACCAGAAGAAGAAGGGGAUUUCAGAUCAGGUGCUGAAAGAAUACCUGGACAAUGUGCAGCUGGGGCAUAUUCUCGAAAGAGAGGGCACCUGGGAUGCUGUUCAGGACUGGAUGGAUGUUCUCAGUGGUGGAGAGAAGCAGAGGAUGGCGAUGGCUCGGUUGUUCUAUCACAAGCCUCAGUUUGCUAUUCUGGACGAGUGCACCAGUGCUGUAAGUGUGGAUGUGGAGGACUACAUCUAUAGCCAUUGCAGGAAGGUGGGCAUCACUCUGUUCACAGUCUCUCAUAGAAAGUCUCUCUGGAAACACCAUGAGUACUACCUCCACAUGGAUGGGAGAGGGAACUAUGAGUUCAAACCCAUCACUGCAGAAACUGUGGAGUUUGGCUCUUAGAAGCACGGAUACCCACAGACACGGCUCCGGAAGGGAUGCAUCGUAAUACUGCAGCAGAAUCUAGGAUUUUGUUUUUAAUCACUUGUAACAUUUCUUUUUGUUUUGACACUACAGUUCUGUCUUCCAUGAUUGUAUAAUUGUAUAAUUUGUAAUUUAAAGUGCGGUCCGAUUUACCGGACAGCCACUAAUGAGAAUAGUGAAUGGGCUAAUCCUAAUGAAAUGUGUUCACAUCUUAUGUGUGAACUAAAUCAUGUUUCAGAUUAAAUCAUGUGAUAGGAAUUAGCCUGUAAGUUUCUCUAUAUGAAAUCAAUGCCAGUGAACUGAUCUCUGGUAUUUGAUCAGGAUUCUUGUAGUUCUAGUAUACUAAUGAGGCUUUUUUUGACACCAGGAAAAUAAAAUUGUUAUAAAAUGUCCAUCUACUAAGUGACCUUAGUACUAACUGUAGUGAUGUGUGAUGGGUCUGUUGUGUGGCCCGUGUAUGAUGGUUUAAUGGACCUGUUCUCUGAGCGUGUUUCCUUCGAUGGUAAGCGAUCGCGGGGUAGAUUGCACUGAUUUACUGAUUUGCAAGCCAAAACGCCUUGUACUACUUCGUGUCUGUAAUUGUCUAAUGGUUGCCUAAAUGCACCUUUUUGUUCCAAGCAAAACGUAAUGUUUCUCCAUGCUGUUGUUUAAUGACUAAAACAUCUCUGUAGACCUCUUGGAUUUUGUACACAAAAGACUCUAGAAAUCUAGUAAACCAGAACCACAAAAUAUCCAUAGAUCUACAAUGUACUCACUAGUGCAAUUUCAUUAAAAAUAAUUCUGGAUCUGUU